UGCUCGCUCGCUCCCUCCCGGGGCAGCGCCCGAAACUCGGCGCCGCCGCAGCCGCGCCGCGCCGCCGGCAGCUCCGCGGGAAGCGGGUGUGCGUCCGCACUGCUGCGAGCGAUGGCCCCCUUCUUGCGGAUAUCCUUCAACUCCUUUGAGCUGGGACCGGUGCAGAGCCAAGGGGAGCAGCUGCAGCCGUUCUGUGCCAUCAAGAUGAAGGAGGCGUUGACCACAGAGAGAGGGAAGACGCUGGUUCAGAAGAAACCCACCAUGUACCCAGAAUGGAAAUCCACUUUUGAUGCCCAUAUUUACGAAGGGCGGGUGAUUCAGAUAGUUCUCAUGAAGGCGGCGGAAGAGCCCCUGUCCGAAGUGACCGUAGGAGUAUCCGUCCUGGCGGAGCGGUGCAAGAAAGGCAGCGGCAAAGCUGAGUUCUGGCUUGACCUGCAACCUCAGGGGAAGGUGCUGAUGGCUGUGCAGUAUUUUUUAGAAGAUACAGAUUGCAAACAGUCAAUGAGGGAAGAAGAGGGGACAGUAACUAUGAACAGGAGAGGGGCUAUCAAGCAAGCCAAAAUCCACUACAUCAAAAAUCACGAAUUCAUCGCUACCUUCUUUGGACAACCUACCUUUUGCUCUGUCUGCAAGGACUUUGUAUGGGGACUCAACAAGCAAGGCUACAAAUGUAGGCAAUGCAAUGCUGCUAUUCAUAAGAAAUGUAUCGAUAAAAUCAUCGGGAGGUGUACCGGUACCGCAGCCAACAGCAGGGACACGAUGUUUCAGAAGGAGCGCUUCAACAUCGACAUGCCUCAUCGCUUCAAAGUUUACAACUACAUGAGCCCGACCUUCUGCGACCACUGCGGCAGCCUGCUCUGGGGCCUCGUCAAGCAGGGGCUCAAGUGCGAAGAAUGUGGAAUGAAUGUACAUCAUAAAUGCCAAAAGAAGGUGGCAAACUUAUGUGGAAUAAACCAGAAGCUACUAGCUGAAGCUUUAAAUCAAGUUAGCCAGAAAUCUACCCGAAGAUCUGAAUCUGGAUCUGUAGAAAGUGUUGGUAUUUAUCAAGAUUUUGAUAAGAAACCUAGAGGUCCAGGAGGAGAUGCAACAGCAGAUAACAGCGAGUACGACAAGCUCUGGGAGGGGAACACAGCCAAGGCAGCGUCACGGAUUGCAAGCCGGAGAAAAUUCAACAUCGACAGCUUUGUCUUCCAUAAAGUACUAGGGAAAGGAAGUUUUGGAAAGGUUCUGCUGGCGGAGCUGAAAGGGAAGAACGAGUUCUUUGCUGUCAAAGCACUGAAGAAGGAUGUGGUGCUCAUUGACGACGACGUCGAAUGCACCAUGGUGGAGAAGCGGGUCCUUGCACUUGCAUGGGAGAAUCCAUUUCUCACGCACCUUUACUGCACGUUUCAGACAAAGGAUCAUCUGUUCUUUGUGAUGGAGUUCCUGAAUGGGGGAGACCUGAUGUUCCACAUACAGGACAAGGGGCGUUUUGAUCUCUACAGAGCAACGUUUUAUGGAGCUGAGAUUUUAUGCGGGUUACAGUUUCUUCACAGCAAAGGCAUUAUUUAUAGAGACCUAAAACUGGACAACGUGAUGCUCGAUAAAGAAGGCCACAUCAAAAUAGCUGAUUUUGGAAUGUGCAAAGAAAACGUCGUCGGCGAGAACAAGGCGAGCACUUUCUGCGGCACCCCGGACUACAUUGCUCCCGAGAUCCUGCAAGGCUUGAGGUACACGUUCUCCGUGGACUGGUGGUCGUUUGGUGUCUUGCUCUACGAGAUGCUUAUUGGACAAUCUCCUUUCCACGGGGAUGAUGAAGAUGAGUUGUUCGAGUCGAUCCGAGUGGACACACCUCAUUACCCACGCUGGAUUACCAAGGAAUCAAAAGACAUAUUAGAAAAGCUAUUUGAAAGGGAUCCAACAAGACGACUGGGGGUCACUGGGAACAUCAGAGACCAUUCGUUCUUCAAAACCAUCAACUGGGCAGCUCUGGAGAAAAGGGAGGUAGACCCUCCUUUCAGGCCAAAAGUGAAGUCAGCAAGCGACUACAACAACUUUGACAGAGAAUUUCUGAACGAGAAGCCAAAGUUAUCUUACAGUGACAAAAACCUGAUUGAGUCCAUGGAUCAGUCUGCAUUUGAUGGAUUCUCUUUCAUUAACCCCAAAUUUGAACAGAUCAUAGACAAGUAGCCUCUGCUUGAGCCGGACUUUAAAGCGGGGCUGAAAGUUUAAACAGAGAACGGCAAGUGUUAAAUGUUACACAGUCCAACGGUGUUGUCAAUAUUUCAGAAUAAUACACAGUAGUGUGAUUAAUUAUGUGUAACUGCUGAUUUAUUGGCAGUGUCCUUUUAUGCAUGGUUGGGUUUAAGGUAUGUGAAUCAUGUGCAUUAUUUUCUCUAUUUGGGAAAAUGUAAAUUCUGUUUGGUUACUUGAAUGUAGUUAUGUUAUAUAAAUAUGCUGUAUAUUUUGCUCGAGAGAAGACAUUGGAGAACAGAUGAUGUCUUUUUAAAAAAGUGUUUGAGCCCUUGGUUCUUUUAUUUGUCUUCAAUUAAAAGAA
This is a messenger RNA of Rhea pennata, 2536 nucleotides long. RefSeq names its product protein kinase C delta (gene PRKCD). Gene Ontology annotation, biological process: peptidyl-serine phosphorylation; intracellular signal transduction. The transcript is spliced from 18 exons. NCBI's taxonomy places the organism in Eukaryota, Metazoa, Chordata, Aves, Rheiformes, Rheidae. Gene Ontology annotation, molecular function: ATP binding; diacylglycerol-dependent serine/threonine kinase activity. Bases 112 to 2169 code for a protein of 685 amino acids. The record is from RefSeq and is a predicted model, not a curated record.